This is a messenger RNA of Centruroides sculpturatus (bark scorpion), 1056 nucleotides long. RefSeq names its product cholesterol 7-desaturase-like. Gene Ontology annotation, cellular component: chloroplast. NCBI's taxonomy places the organism in Eukaryota, Metazoa, Arthropoda, Arachnida, Scorpiones, Buthidae. The coding region runs from base 1 to 936 and encodes 311 amino acids. Gene Ontology annotation, biological process: cholesterol metabolic process; chlorophyll biosynthetic process. Gene Ontology annotation, molecular function: 2 iron, 2 sulfur cluster binding; chlorophyllide a oxygenase activity. The record is from RefSeq and is a predicted model, not a curated record. The transcript has 6 exons.
AUGAGUCAGCAGUUCGUUAUAUUUCGUGGAAAAACAGGCAAAUGCUUCGUUUUAGACGCUUUUUGUCCACAUUUGGGCGCUCAUUUAGGAACUGAUGGUAAAGUUCACGAGGAUUGCAUCGAAUGUCCUUUCCACGGAUGGCGAUUUGCUGGAAAGGAUGGUUCUUGCGUGAAAAUACCUUACUCCAAAAAAAUUCCAGAAGUGGCUAAAAUAAAAAGUUGGGAAACCAUCGAGCAAAACGGAUAUAUUUACCUGUGGCAUCAUGCAGAAGGCCAACCUCCUCUGUGGAAGCCUCCAGUUAUACCAGAAAUAGAGAACCAACUAAUGCUAUAUAAAGGUCGUAGUGAACACAUUGUAAAUUGCCAUAUUCAGGACAUGAUGAAAAAUGCAGCAGAUUUCGGUCAUUUCAGCUGCCUUCACAAAUUUGGCAUGUCAUCAAAAAUUACUCUUCAUCCAGAAAAUUGGUGGAGAUUUUUUCAAUUAAUAAUGAAAAUGUCCUGCUCUCCAGUAUGUGAUGAAACUUUUCCUUGUGACAAAUAUGAAGGCAUUGUCAUUUUUAAAUUGUUCGGAAUAUCUUUACUACAGUCAUCAUUUGAAGUUCAACAGAUUGGCCCAGCAAUGGGGUAUGUUCAUACCAAAGGUUUAUUGCAAAAUGGAAUGAUUGUAUAUAACGUUAUACCGGAAGGACCAUUUCGACAGAGAUUCAUUCGACAUUAUUACUCGUUUUCUCGAUUUGCAGCCAUAUUUGAUUAUAUUUUGUUUUUUGCAGAAUAUUGUAUGGUGGAGCGGGACAUUCGCAUAUGGAAUUACAAAAUGUAUCAGAAGAAUCCAGUUUACACGUCAGAAGACAGAACAAUUGUGAAAUUCAGAAAAUGGUACUCUCAGUUUUACAGCGAAAACAGCCCGAGGGUCGAAGAACAAUAUCUUACUUGGUGAUUGGAAGUAAUUUUAUACUUUAUAGAUCUUUUGAGCGAUAUUACAUAUAUUAGUUAAAUUCCAACUUUUUAUAAUCAUAAUUAAUUUUGCGGUUUAUAUUAUAACCUUAAAAAUUGGUGC